AUGGAUUUCCACUCUCUCACAAGGAGACAGCUUCAGACUCUGUGCAAGAGGAACCGAAUCCCAGCGAAUCUCACCAAUGUCGCCAUGGCCGAUGCUCUCUCUGCUCUUCCCGUUGUGGAAGGGAUGGAUGAGAUCUCCCCGGCGGCGAAAUCUGUGGCGGCUGCUGGAGGUGGUGGUGCUAGUACUUGCAGAAGAACUACUGCUACCGCUACUCGCCGGAGAACGCGCCAAACUCCUGCUAAGCUGAUGGAGACCCUUGAUUUUAGUGGAUCUGGAGAAGAGGUGGGAAGGGGCUUUCUGAAUGGUGAACAAUACCUCAACAAUCUAACUCAUCAUGCCACCCCUGCUCCUCCGCCCGAUGCUGCUGCUCUGACCCUUGGAGGAGCAGCGCAGGGUACUAGGAGAUCAACAAGGUUGGCUAUUAAGAAUAGCGCCUUGGUAGGGAAGAAUAAUGCUAAUGCUGAUGAUGAUUCCAAUAGGCUGCAAACUGUUGUGAAGAAGAUGGAUUUUGGAGAAGCUCGAAAAGGACAAGAAGACUCUUCUGCUUAUGAUUGGGAUUUAGUUGCUGAGAGCUUGAGAGGGAUUGAUUUGAACGAAAAGCCAAAAGACGGAUUAUUGGAGAAAAGCAAUGUUGAUGGUGAUCGGGCUGCUUGGUCUGCAAAAUACGAUUCUUCUGUUACUCCCAACCAGAAUCAAAACCGCGAAUCUGAAAUUGAGGGAGCUGGAGCUGCUGAUAUAUGCAGUGAUGAUGUAUCUAAAGAGGACGACCGUGAUGAGGUCACCAAGACACAUAACACAUUUGAGGUUGUGGAAGAACUUGAUUCCGCCAACAAUCAUGUAGUAGCAGCCACUGAAGAUGAUCGUAUAAAUAAUGAAGGCGAUAAUGCCAGUAGAGAGAAAAUUGAGGCAGGGGAGGAAGAAUUGGAUGCUAAUAAUGAUGAUACAACUGCUCCUGAAGAUAAUAUUGAUCAUAUGACUGAUGGUAAUGCUAAUGUCAACGUUGCUAGAGAAGAAGAGGUGAUGGAGUCUAAGCUGGACCCUUACCAAACUGAAACCAACAAUGAUGUUGAAGAAUGUAGCCUAGAUGGGGAAAAGGACGUGAAUUAUGAAAAUUUGUAUCCUUUGGGAAUGGAUGCUCUUUUGGAUGCUGGAUUCUCUGCGGUUACAGAAUCUAGUGAAGUUGUUGAGGCUACUUCAGAGAAACAACAAGAUGUGGUGGUGGUGGGAAGUGGUGUCGCUGCGGUAGAACUUCCUGCAAUUAUGGAAUCAAUGGUUGCAGAUGGAGGUACUCUUGAGGAGGCUAAACUGGCAGAGAAAUUCAAUGAUAUGGAACUGAAUGAUUUUGGAUUGAAUUCCUCUUCCGUAACAACAGAAUCAGCAGGAGCAAAUGCAGUAGUAGCAUUGGAGCAACGAUUGGUGGCUGACUAUACAGUUGUCGAAAUGGAAAACAAGGUCGAUGAGCAGGAAGAGAAGGCUUUAACCAACAUCUACCUGGAAUGCUCAACUGAACCAAACCAGAAAGAGCAUACAGCUGCAGUAACAGCGGAUUCGAAUGAUAAUCUGUGCAUCAAUGCAAACUUCAACUCCCUUAGAAGCCCAGUAAGCAAUAUAUCUUCUGUAUCAUCUCCCAACCCAGGGAAGAAGAACACUCCCUUGUUGCAGAAGUCGGCGGGGAGGAAAACCCCAUCAACUAGUGCUAAAAGAAUGAUCAUAACCAAAGUCUUAGAUGAGAACAAAGAGAACAACAUCAUUGGGAACUGUGGGACAAACCUGAUGAUGACCUCUCCUGCGAAAGAGAAGAAUGAAAAGAAAGGUAGCCUCUUUCCGAUGGAUCCUUGGAAAGACGCCAGUUUAGGGAAGCUGAAGAAAGAGUUGAAAACCCGAUUAGAAAAGGCCAACAACAAGGGAAACGACAAGGCUUGUACCAGACCAGCUCUGCAAGCACUGACAGAGAACUAG
This is a messenger RNA of Oldenlandia corymbosa var. corymbosa, 1959 nucleotides long. Lineage: Eukaryota; Viridiplantae; Streptophyta; Magnoliopsida; Gentianales; Rubiaceae. The record is from the annotation of a GenBank genome assembly.